AUCUUUGGAAGUUAAGGCACGAUCUAAUCAAGGAGCUCUUUGGUUCUUGCUUGCUCCCUCCACUCCUCCGAAGCGAUCGAAAGGUCGUGCCUUGACUUGACUGCUUUCAACUUUCAACAACUGGCAAUUGGAAGAAAUACGAGACGGGAGAACUGACGAUGUUCUUUGGAUCUCCUCCGGCUGGCCAAAUCAAAUCAAAGAAAAAAUGAGGUUGCCGUAAGUCCAGUGAGUCGAAUCGUACCAUUUGUCGGACGAUAAGGUUAGGGAAAGGCCCAAAAUAAGAGAAGCCAAUGCGUGGUUCGCAUUGAUCUCGAUCCACCCAAGGAAGCGAACACUCAAAGAGAAGAUAUUUUAGUGUUCUCACAUUUUGCAAAACCAAACCGAGAACACAAUCCAUUGCUGAAGAAGAAGAAGGUGAGCAUUGACAGCCUCUAUUUCUAACCAAAGAAAAACCAACCAUGACGACUUGCAAUGGCAAUGACAUUAACAAGUACCAGCGAAUGGAUGUCUACGACAUUGACGGGACUCUGACUCGACCGGGUUAUGAUUUGUGGUAUUUGACGAGCAAGGCAUUGGCCAAAGAUGCCAAGGAUUUUGAUGCUCGUGUCAAGGAAUGGAAACAAGAGGUGGCAGACACAGGUGAAGUCGUCAAAUCCAGUGGCACCAUGAUGCAAGACACCAUUGGUCGUUUGCUCCGCGAUGACUUUGCGACGGGACAAGUGGUACAAGACAUGGCUCGCUCCAUUGUGGAGGAAUUGAUCCAAAAAGGCAUUGUCUUUUCCGAAUGGCUUGCCUUUGUCAAGGAACGAUUGCAGGAAGGAGUCACACCCGUGUUGGCCACCACCAACUAUAUCGAAGGUGCUCGUGCUUUCUUGGAGGCCUUGGUACGCGCCAAAUGGUUGACACAAGCCGAAGCAGACCGCUUUGUCUGUUCCGGCACUGUGGUGGACUGGAAAAACCGAACUCUCCUGCACUUUAAUAUCAACAUGGGCAAGGCCAAGGGAGUCUCCGAGGCUACUGGGAUUUCCGAUAUGGAGGCCAUCCAUCAGGCCGUAGAAAAUGUGUUUGGUGAUGAUCCAAUGGGCAACGACUACGGUAUCCUGACAAUGACAAAUCAUCAUGCAUGGGUGGUCAAUACGCAAAAGAACGCCACCAAGGCGUUGCCGUUGGGCAUGCAACGCAUGUCAUGGUUGCAUUGGACGGAUCAAGCCAAACAUCGUGUGCCACGAGGUCUCAUGGGAGUCUUUGGUGGAAAAAGCGGCGACAAUGAUGAGCGGCCUAGCAAACGCUUGCAAGUGGAUACCAGCAACAUUCCUUUGUUGGAUACCCACGCGAGUUCCGGUGGAAAACCCAACAUUGUCGUGGUGGGUGGCGGAUUCUGUGGCGUCCUUGUCACGAGUAUGCUGCAGGAGAACAACGACUUGUCCAUUACACUUAUUGAUCCAAAGGAUUCCUUCGAAUAUGUGGGUGCGCUACCCAAAACGUUGGUCCAAUACAACACCCAGUCGGAUAAGAAAGCAACAAGUCCUGCUGUAAGCUUACCCUUUCACCAAAUCCUUGGCAAACAAUCUGCAGCACGACAUGUCCGUGCCUGGGUCGAUCAAGUCGAGGAAAAGCAUGUCGUGGUCCAAUUUGCAAGUGGCAUGAAUGAUCCGGGCGCCUACUACACACGCAAGAUUCCCUUUGAUCACUUGGUAUUGGCUACUGGCUCGACGUAUCCGGCUGGGAUCAAGCACUCGCACAUGACGGCUGUGCACGGAAUCACACGCGGUGUCGAGUUACAGCGUCAACAACAGCGUGUUGCCAAUGCCGAGUCAAUCCUCCUUAUUGGAGGUGGCUACGUCGCAGCAGAGAUUGCCACUGAAGUCGCCACCGCCUACCCAGGUAAACAAAUCACAAUGGUGGAUCGUCAUCCACGUCUCUUGUCUCGUAUCCCCGAGGCCCACGAUAUGCUGUUGCAGAGAUUGACAGAGCUCAAGAUCAAUGUCGUAUUGGGUGAGACAAUCACCUCGGUCGAUCCACAGAGUCUGGACUACGUAUCGGCAUCAGGGCGGAGAUUCUCGACCGAUCACGCCAUUUGGACUGGCGGGCCUCAGCCGAAUACAGCGGGCCUGGUCGGCAGUAUCGAAACCACCUUUCCACAGGCUGCUGCUCAUCAUCAUCAAAGUGCAACGUCGUCUCGUGGAUGCAUUGUUGUGGACCAUUUUCUGAGCUUGCCGGGAAGUGGUCGCCGCGUAUGGAGUGGAGGAGACGCCUGCAUCUUGGAUGAUGGAGUUGGCGAAGAGGCCAUGGCAGCUCGUGCCAUGCAUCAGGGACGCGUGAUUGCCAAUAAUAUUCUGGCAGCAGUUCAAGCUGGCAUUGGCGCCCGAGACAGUGCUUUGGCCAGCAAAAAGGGGGAACUCGAGCUUACCAAAUACGUACACGACAAGGCUUCCAUUGCAAGUAUGAUUGUUUCGCUUGGAGGUGACAGUGCCAUGGUGAUUAUCGGCGACGUUCCAGUUGUGGGACCCUUUCGAUGUCUCAAAGAGGAAGUGGAGCGCCUCCUGCUCGUGCAGCUGGAGGCGAGGAACGAAACGCAACAGUCACUUGUGGAUCCUUACAAUCUCCUGAAGUCUGUCAAUGUGGAGAAGCUGCGUGAGUUGGCUGCAAGCAGUACGAAAGGGAAGGAACAUUCAAUCGCCGACAUUCUGCCACCGGAACAAAAGGCAUCCAUUUUGCACCUUCUUGUUGCUCCCAGCCAGGACAGCUAGGUGAUUUUCUUGCCAACGUUGCGUCCAACCAUCAGACUGAGCGUCUUGAAUCAACUCUGUAACCCGUAACUAUUAAUAGCUAGAAUUAGACACUUGUUGUCAGC
Molecule: messenger RNA, 2854 nt
Organism: Seminavis robusta
Lineage: Eukaryota; Bacillariophyta; Bacillariophyceae; Naviculales; Naviculaceae
Source: the annotation of a GenBank genome assembly